This is a messenger RNA of Frankliniella occidentalis (western flower thrips), 7205 nucleotides long. RefSeq names its product protein HID1. The coding region runs from base 1861 to 4986 and encodes 1041 amino acids. Gene Ontology annotation, cellular component: Golgi medial cisterna; Golgi trans cisterna; cytoplasm. The record is from RefSeq and is a predicted model, not a curated record. Lineage: Eukaryota; Metazoa; Arthropoda; Insecta; Thysanoptera; Thripidae. Gene Ontology annotation, molecular function: guanyl-nucleotide exchange factor activity; protein binding. The transcript has 2 exons.
GAGCGUUCGGCCUGGGGCCUGUGGUCUGCACGGCCAUUGGCCUGCGCUUAGGCCCUCUGCAUACGUCCAGCAGACAAAAGCUUCAUGCAGUGUCUAUGACGGAUUUUCUUCAAGAAAAGAAAACGUUAUUCCUUCCCGCAGCUAUAACACUUGCUUCAUGUCGAUUUUUCCUCCCCUCCUUUAAGGAAACACUUAAUUUAAUGGCUGUGCCUGUCUGAAGGUUUGUGCUGUAGAUAGGCCUACUCAUUUAGGGGGGCUAAUGGUACUUGUACUCAAAUCGCAGUUUGAGCCCCACUGAUGCCGCUUUAUUGCGUUUAUAUUCGCAAUAAUUGUUUCUUUUACUCUUUUCAUAACUGCGCCAAACUUAAACAAGUCGCAUCAUUUUCCAUUGACCUUUCCUUGGACAAAUGUGCUUCAAAGCGGUCUUCAAAUGAUUUCAUUCACCAUAAGCGUUUACACUAUUAUUCUGGUUUUAUUUCUACAAUACUGAAUGACACAGUUAUCAACAUUCUUGUAUUGAAGGAAGGAAUGGAGGGCAUUCUUAUCUUAUCUCAAACUGUGGUAUUUGUCAGAGGUUCUUUCUUUUCGCAUGUCUUUUAAGCUGAAUUCUUGGUUGUGAAAGCUGUAGUCAAAGCAUUGGUCACUUUUGAGUUAUUACUGAGCCUACCCAUCUGUUUUAUUGUAUUUGCUUUUUUGACCUCUUUAAAGUAAUGUCAUCUGUGGUACAGUAUUUAUGAGUUUUAGCUUUAUUCAUAUUUCUUUGGUGUAGUUUUGUUAAAUGUUAUUUCUUAUCAAAAUUGUAGUGACCAAUGCAAAGCUUUUCUUUUUGACCAAUCAAAAUUUUGGUGUUCUCUAGGUCCUAACCCAUUUUGUAAAAUUCAAUAGCUACACCAGUUUUAUUAUUCCUUUAAAGUAGGAAAGUCUUUUAACUACGGGAACUAAACUUUUCCUGCAUGAGCUAUUUUUUUAAAAUGUGAUUCUAAUUGGUUAUUAUUGGAUUGAUGAAAAACAUAUGCGUCUGAAAGACUAGCGACAAAUUGAAAUUAGUGGGUAGAGCAAAGGGCUAUUGUUGGUUUUCAUGGUGGUUUAAUGUGUAGAAUAGCAAGCAAUAUUUCCUUUUUACAUUUUAUUCAGUUGUGGCAUGAUGUUUAGUUUGUUUUGAAUCAUAUCCAUUUGAUCAGUAAUACUCAGUUUGUUUAAAGUAAUGGUCCUUUUAUUAAAUGAAGUUGAAUUUUGCAUUAGUUAUAAGAGUUGAUUUAGUGGUUUGAAAGUUUGUUUGGUGAUAUGACUUGACUCACUGUUGGAAUUACAUGGAAAUAGCUUGAUCUGCACAUUACUACUGUGUGUCUCUGUGUGAGUGCGUUCCGUGCAAAUUCGAUUUCUGAAUAAAGUCUUUGAGAACAUAUGUGUGUGUGUAUGUGUGUGUGCAUGCAGUGCUGUAGUGGACUCUUUGGAUGGUCAUGUUUUCUCUUUGUCGACCGGUUCACUACAAGUGCUUAUUUUUUUUGUACAUAUGUGUGAAAACCACCAAGCUCUAUUGCUGUGCCCCUAUACAUUUCGAGCAAUAUUAAAACUAGAUUUUUACCUCUGGCAAACUUACUUUUGUUGUUUGCAAUUUUUUUAAAUGCAUUUGUAGCAAAAUUUCUUGUUUUCUCAUAUGUGUUAGUGAAAGAAUUGUUAUCUAUUAAAUUAUUACCAGCCAAACAAGUGCUUGUUUGGCUGCAUAGGAAGUUUAAUGAAAUCCGGUCGUCGCCGGCAUUAAAUGGAAGAGACCAAGUGGGCAAAGAGUGAAAACUGAAAACACGUCGACAAAGAGAAAUAUUGACAGGAAGAAGAGAGCACCUUCUUGAAGUGACCAGGAUGUCUGAGCCGCCCCCGAGGAUCCCCAGCCCGACAGCGAUCGCGAGGCCCGACGACGAUGCGGACGAAGAGGAGGCGGCCCCCGGCCCCGGCCCCGGCGCCGCCCCCGGCCAAGGCCUUGUUCACGGGGGCGUGGGGGCGGGCGGGGGCGGGCUCACGGUGCAGGACGUGGCCGCGCUGCUGCGCACCCAGUUCGCCGUGAUGACGGGAGGCCGCACCCGGGACGGGCAGCCCAUCGUGACUUUCCCCGGGUCCGGCGCGCAGGCGGUGCUCUCCGACCAGGACUUCCAGCGGCUGGCGUUGUACCUCACGUCCGUGCCGUCCAUGCAAGAGGUGGACGCGGGUUUCGUCCUGGUGGUGGACCGUCGCCGCGACCGCUGGAGCUCGGUCAAGGGCGUGCUGCAGCAAGUGUCGACCGCGUUCCCGGGCCUGGUCCAUGUCGUGUACGUGCUGCGGCCGUCCGGGCUGCUGCAGAAGGCCAUCAGCGAAGUCAGCAACAAGCUCCUGCCCCGCGACGAGUUCAAGUUCCCCGUCGUGGUGUGCUGCUCGCUGGAGGAGCUGCACCUCGCCCUGGACCGCCGCGAGCUGAGCGCCGACCUGGGCGGCGACAUCGCGUACAACCACGAGGAGUGGAUCGCGCAGCGCGUCGCUCUCGACAAGUUCUCCCGGACGACGCGGGACGUGUCCGCCGCCCUGGACAGCUUUACGCGCAGCGUCAGCGACCAGCCCGAGCUCGACACGGUGGAAGGGCUGAGCGCGCAGCUGCACGCGCAGGGCCAGCAGUACCUGGAGCUCAAGGAGGGCAUCCUGGACGCCGCCAGGUGCGGCGAGCUCUUGCUCAGGGACAUCCGGCGCCCCGGCGCCUCCCCCAAGGAGCGCGCCAGCCUGGACAGCGUGACGAGUGUCGAGCGGCUGCUCGUACAGCUCGAGGAAACGGAGCGGACGUUUGACGAGUUCUGGCAGCAGCACUCGUCGCGCCUCAAGCAGCUCAUGGAGCUGUACGCGUUCGAGCGCGGCCUCGUGGAGCUGACGGGCCGCCUGGCGCAGCACGCCGCCGCCGUGCAGGACGCGGCCUACGCGGCCGAGUCGGUGGAGGGCGUGGACGCGCUCGUGGCGCGCCUGGCCGCGCUGCGCGACCGCUGCACCGUCGACGUGGAGCGGGCCGAGGAUCUGAUCCGCACCGGCCAGCAGCUGGCGCAGGCGCGCCACUACGUGCUGCAGGGGCUGGAACAGGUGCGGCCCAGCUGCGAGGACCUCCAGGAGCGCUGCGACGAGAUGGCGCGACUCUUGGAGGAGAAGGAGACGCUGCUCAAGGAGUACCGCGCCCUGCAGGAGCGACUCAAGCACGCGUCCGACUGGUGCACGGGUGGCGUCGAGAUGCUCGCCCUGCACCCCGCGGCCGCCCUGGACAGCGCGUCGUGCCCCCGAGAGCGCGCCGAGCAGCUGGCCGAACAGCUACAGACGUUCCUGGACAACGGGCGCGACCUGAUGGCCGCCUCGCCCCGCGACUUCCACCCGCUCAUGCAAGACGCCAAGGUGACGAGCCCCGAGACGAGGGCGGCCGUGACGCUCGCCGUCCAGCGCCUAGCCGAGGUGCGCGCGCAGAUGGAGAAGCACCUGCAGGCGGUGCAACGGUUGCACCCCGCCCCCGCCCCCGCCACAGCCUCGCCGGCUCCGUCGCCCUCGCCUUCGCCAGACCUCAUCAUUCACGGCGGACGCCCCAAGUCGUUGUGCGAGUCGGACUCGAAGCAGGGCCACGUCCUGACGGAGCUCGUGACCACCGAGCAGGCCUACGUGUCUGAGCUUGGCGCCAUCAUUCGCGGCUACAAACACGAGCUGGAGAACGACAAGUACCAAACCAUGAUCCCUGUCCAACUGCAGGGCAAGUCCAACAUCCUGUUCGGCAACCUGGAGGAGAUCCACGCCUUCCACUCGGACGUGUUCCUGCCCGAACUGCAGAACUGCGUGCUGCAGGGCGGCCCCGCGGGUGCGGCCGCGACGGCCGAGCUGGUGGCGCUGUGCUUCACGCAGUGCCGCGAGCAGCUCUUCCAGCUGUACAGCGCCUACUGCCAGAACAUCCCGCGCUCCGAGGCGCUGCGCGACGCCGUGCCCGAGGCGGCCCUCUUCUUCCAGGCGUGCCAAAUGAAACUCGGCCACAAGCUGCCGCUGGCCGCGUACCUCCUCAAGCCCGUGCAGCGCAUCACCAAGUACCAGCUGCUGCUCAAAGACCUCGCCAACAAGGGCAGCGGGGAGGCAUCCCAGGCCCUGGAGGCAGCGCUGGACUGCAUGCUGGUGGUGCUCAAGUGCGUCAACGACAGCAUGCACCAGGUGGCCAUCACGGGAUUCUGGGGCGACCUGGCCGAGCUGGGGCCGCUGCUGCUCCAGGGGUCCUUCUCCGUCUGGUCCGAGAGCAAGAAGGACAGGCUGCGCGAGCUGCGCCUCAAGCCAAUGCAGCGCCACAUCUUCUUCUACCAAAAGGCGCUCCUCUUUUGCAAGAAGAUUGUCAACAACAAAGCGACGUAUCACUUCAAGCGCUACCUCAAAAUGUCGCAGGUCGGCCUCACCGAGUCGGUCAAGGGUGACCCGAAGAAGUUCGAGGUUUGGCUACAAGGCCGGCAAGAGGUCCACACCAUCCAGGCGUCGACCGUUGAGCAGACGCAGCAGUGGGUCAACGAGAUCAAGCGAGUGCUCCUGGAGCAGCUACGGGAGCUCAAGGGCGAAAAGAUCAGACAGUACUCUCUCGUCCAGCAAAACUCUGUUCCGAAACCCCUCCUGGACCCCUCGUCUGCCAAGAGGUCGAUGAGCUGCGGCGAGUCGAACGGGUCGCGCUCCACCUCGGCGUCCACCUGUGUCUCCGAGGAAGAGGACCAGUCCUCCGAGUACUCCGUCAGUGAAGACGAGGACGCUUUCUCGGAACACACUUGUGAGGGAGGACGCUACGUGUCCCUCGCGGACUACAGCGCCAUCGGGCGCAGCGAGGUGUCCAUGGCCGAGGGCGACGUGGUCGAGUUGCUCAAGGUGGGCUGUGCCGGCUGGUGGUUUGUCAAGGUUCAAAGUUCGCAAAGAGAAGGCUGGGUUCCCGCAGCGUUUUUAGAGCAUUUCGGAAAGAAAACCUGUGUCAAAUGAAUCCAUAGAUUUGCUGAGCGAGUUGGUAAAUCUUGGAGAGUUUAAAGUCUCGUACCUUGUUAUGUAAGAAGGUAAGAAGUAUUUCUUUGAUUUAGUUUGUUCACUGUCUAGGAAAAAGAAGUGUGCUAUGAAGGAAAUGUGGAUGGAAGUAUAGGGAGAGGGGAGCUACAUGCUACAACUGUUAGUCUUUGGCAUGCAUGGUUAUUCAGUAUUGCUUGGUCUUCUAAACACUGAGAAGUGAAACAAAGCCUCACCCAAUCCAAGUAUGGAACUUUUCUACCCCACAGGCCCAAAUAACUAGAACCGAGACUAGGCUGAGGAACCUGAAUAUACUUAAUUAGAAAGUUUGACGAUACGUACUUCCUUGAAAGAACCGUCCUGUGCUGAUCCUGGAAGGCUCUAGAUCGUCAUUCCAGCAGUUUAGUGGCAACAUUUGUACCUGUUUCCAUCCUACUCCACAUUGCAAAUAUAUGUAAUUUCCUGUUUAUUUUUUUAUGUGGCUGAAUAUGUCUAGGGUACUAAUAGUAUUGUAGUGUAGGUCGCUCAUCAGUUUUUGCAAGAGUUUUGAAUGCUCUUUGUAGUCAAUUACUAAUUAUGUGGACAGGCAAUACUUUUGUACUUUCAGAAAAUACAGUUGAAGAAAUUUGAUCAUGGUAGUUAUGUGCCGACAAUACAUUUAUGGAAGAUGAUACACAUCUAUCCGAUUACAGUUCCUCAGAUUUAUUCUAUCUUCAGUUUUAUACAACCAUUUCAAUUUUAUUGUCAAAAUGUAUUGUCUGCAUACAACCAAUAAGCUUGCAUCUGAAGAAUUAUAAAACACAAAACAUUAUGCUUCAUUUAAUUCUUCCCUUUCCUUGUUGUAAAUUUCAGUUUACAGGGCAGUAGGUACCCUUUAUUUUUCCAAGUUAUGUUUGGAACACUUGUAUGUGAUUUGGUAAAUUAACAAAUUUCCACCCCCUAGAUUAGCUAGGUGCUCAAAACCCUCCUGUAUUUGCUCAGUAUUUACUCAGUAUUCACCAUAUGCUUUGAUGUAUUGUAAUUUCCUUCUAUACCUUUACUCUCUUCAUGGGACCUCUGUUAGUAUCAGCUGGACAUUGAGUAUUUGGUAUAUUUUGAAUCCUUUGAAUGAAGUUUUGUCGUAUUUGUUUGUUGAUCCUUUUGUUUGUGAGUAUUUGUGUGUUCCUUUUUGACCAUGUGUAUUAUUUUACCUGAACAGUAUUAAGUGUAAAAUGUAUAGGAAACUGAAAGCUUUACAAAAUUCGAUAGAAUUACGCAAAUUUAUAAUCAAAUGGUAGUUUCAGUACUCGGUAGAAGAAUCAAGUGCACAAGAAUGCAAAAACAUCUAGUUUGAAGUACAAAAAGUUCAUGCCAUACAGUAGGUGAAAGUGUGAUUGCUUCAAGUCUUAAUGAUGGUCAUUUAGUUUUAAGUGUGUAUGCUGUUCUCAUUAAUUCAUAAAUUUUAAUUUGUAGCCUUCUCUGAAGUAAUUGUAGUUUGACUGGUUUGCUUUGAUCUCAGUUUCUAUGUGUGUUAGUCUGGCUAUCGUGUGCUAUUUUCACACAAGAAGGCAGGAAUGAUAUGUUCUCUGAAGCUUAGUGGGCACAAUAUGUACAGUGCUGUAAGAAGGAUCACGUUCCUUUAUGAACUCAUGCUCAUGCUGUGUCAAGUCUUUCACUAUUUGGCUUGCAUCUGUCUAUUUUAGGAUGCUCAUAACUCAUUGCUGAUUCACAUAAUUUUGUUGUUGUUGUAUGGAUAGAGCUGGAAAGUCCAACAGCAAUUAAAAAUGGGAUCACCUUUUAUUCUUCUCUUAAUUUUGAUGUGGAAUCAUUAAAUUUCCAAAAGAGCUCUUUAUCUAUCUACAUAUCUAGGUAUUCCUGUGUGCCGAAUGGAAUGACCGAACAGUACUAGUUUCUCAACUAUAUACAUGACCAAUGAGAUUUGACCAAUAUUCAGACCAGUCAUGUAUUCUUCUUUGUCUAAAACCUCUAGCACCUACACCUACCCUUUUUUUCUUUUUCAAACUGAUUAUCUAAUCUACAGCAAAUGGCAUGGAUUUUAAUUAAUAAUUAAUACUUAGAGUUCCCAUCAGACUAUAUAUGUGAUCUACUUUAUUUUGGCUAACCUCUGGAGCUAUCUUGUAAAUAUUUCCCCCUUGCUGGAUAUAUGGUAGUACAUGGUCAUGGGGUCUGUACUGAGAAGCAUUUUGUACCCUGCAAUAGGA